Molecule: messenger RNA, 2910 nt
Organism: Myodes glareolus (Bank vole)
Lineage: Eukaryota; Metazoa; Chordata; Mammalia; Rodentia; Cricetidae
Source: RefSeq, a predicted model, not a curated record
UGGCCUAUGACAAGACAGAAGCCAGGCCGGAAAUCCAAAUAGAUAAGCAGGAAAAGAAAGGCAGACUCGAGAGAUGCCAGCAAGCCACCCAUAAAACAGGAUGCCAGAACACCUAAGAUAACGUCACAGCUGUGUGGCACUACACAGAUGAAUAGGAAUGGGUUAAUUUAUAUGCAAGAUCUAACCAGUAAUAAGCCUGAGCCAUUGGCCAAACAAUUAUAAUUAAUAUUAGCCUCUGAGUGAUUACUUUAUAAGAGGCUGCAGGGACUGGUGGGCGGGAGAUAAACCAGUCCAGCGGGACUGGGUGGCACAGAGAAAAGAAUCCAGCUACACUUUCCCAUAUUCUUUCCUGUCAGUCUAGAGAGGUAAAGGUAUAAGCUGACAGCUGUAGCUGCUCACAGCUGGGUUAAACAUUAAUGCAGCUGUCACCACAACCCAGAGCAGCAGGCGUCCCAAAGCCAAGUGUCAGACCUGCCUGGUGCUCCUAGACUAAGGAGUGAGCUGCAGACAUGGCUCACUUUGCGCAGGUCAUGGCUGAAGUGGGCGACUUUGGUCGCUUCCAGAUAAAGGUGGCCAUCCUGAUGGGCAUCCCCAAUUUCCUGUCUGCCUUCUUUGUGUUUAGUCAGGUCUUCAUGGUUCUCGAUGAGGCUCACCACUGCUCAGUGCCCUGGGUCAAGAACCACACUCUCAACCUAAGUGCUGCUGAGCAGCUGGCAGUAAGCAUACCCAACGACACAGCGGGCAGACCUGAGUCCUGCCUCAUGUUCCGGCCACCUCCUGACAAUGCCAGCCUGGAAGACAUCCUCAGCCACCGCUUCAAUGAGACACAGGCCUGUAACUCAGGCUGGGACUAUCCUGAGAACAGGCCUCCAUCCCUAAAGAAUGAGUUUGACCUGGUGUGCGAUCGGAGGAACCUGAGGAGGACUUCACAGUCGGUGUUCAUGGCUGGCCUCCUCGUUGGGGCCCUCGUCUUUGGGCCAAUCUGUGACUGGAUUGGCCGCAGAGCCUGCAUUCUGGUGCAGCUGUUUAUGUCAGGCAUCAUAGGCGUAGCCACAGCCUUCGUGCCCAGCUUUGAGCUCUACAUGACGUUCUGCUUUCUCUCAGCGACUGCUGUCGCUGGAUACAUGAUGAGCACCAUGAUCCUUAUUUCAGAAUGGGUGGGGCCGUCCUGGAGAACAAGAGCCAUGGUCCUGUCCCAGAGCAACUUUGCCCUUGGCCAGAUGGUGCUAGCAGGCCUGGCCUAUGGUGUCCCCAACUGGAGACUGCUUCAGAUCAUAGGCACCGCACCCGUCUUCCUGCUCGUCUUCUACUUCUGGGUUUUGCCAGAAUCUCCACGGUGGCUCCUCUCCAAAGGAAGGAUAGAGGAGGCCAAACAACUGAUCCAGAAGGCAGCCUCGGUGAACAGGCGGUCCCUUUCUCCAGAACUCCUGAGCCAGCUGAUCCCUGAGAAGACAGGUCCCUCGGGAAAUGCGCUGGAUCUUUUCAGACACUCCUAUCUCAGGAAGGUGACACUGAUUCUCAUUGCUGUCUGGUUUGCGGACAGUCUGGUGUACUAUGGCCUUAGCCUCCAAGUGGGGGACUUUGGCUUGAACAUCUACCUGACACAGCUAAUAUUUGGAGUAGUGGAGGUGCCUGCCCGUUUUUCCAGCAUCCCCAUAAUGGAGAAGCUGGGUCGCAAGUGGAGCCUGUUAGGUUCCCAGACUCUGGCGGGCACUAUGUGCAUCAUCAUCAUCUUCAUCCCAGCAGGUCUCCCCACAGUGGUCACUGUGCUGGCUGUGGUGGGGAAGUUUGCCUCAUCUUCUGCCUUCACCGUAUCCUAUGUGUACACUGCUGAGCUCUACCCCACCAUCAUCAGGCAAACAGGCAUGGGGCUGGUGAGCAUCUUCUCCAGGAUUGGCGGCAUCAUCACACCGCUCGUGAUGCUGCUGGAGCAGUACCACAGGGCUGUCCCCAUGGUCAUCUUUGGCAGCUUCCCCGUCGUGGCAGGCCUACUGUGCGCUCUGCUGCCUGAGACGCGGGGCCAGACCCUGAAGGACACCAUCCAGGACCUGGAGAAGGGGUGCUCCCCACGGUCCUCAGUGAAGCAGUCCCCCAAGAAAGAAAUGGUGUCUGAAGGAAGAAAUCCUCUUCCCACGAGUACCGUUGACAGUGCUUCUUCCUCCAAUUGUGGUUGUUAGGGGUGUGUUCAUUUACAACAACAGAUCACACAGUGUCUCUCUAUCCCUGGGGUCUGUUUCGAGGUUGGGACAAGACCAACUUGUUGUCAAUCAGACCAGCCUCCCUGCUUAGCUCUCCUAACUAUUGUCCAGUACGUGUUUGAGUUACAGUCCUUUGUCACUGCGUGUCUUUGUCUUUGCCUCCUGGUGUCUGUUCUGUGUCCUGGUGAGUAGGAUCACAGAGGAAGAAGUAUAUGCAGAUGGCAGAUGUCACAACACAAACCAGGACUCAGGGAAAUGCCAGUGACAGUCCCUCCUUGGUCCCACCAGUUUUCGCAUUGUCACAUCUGGGCCAAAUGUCCAAGAUGUGAACCCCUGGGGAACACUGUGAAACCAUUGCCAGCGUGUCUCAGAUUGUUGAUAAACCUCCCUCUUUACACUUGGUCACUCUCUUGUCAGGUGGGCGUGAGCAGGGCUGUACUGUACACUGUGCAGCCAGUCAUGAAUAUUUCGUACUGUCCUUUUUUGAAAUCAUGGACAAACAUGUUCUUCAGCUUCCUACCGUUACCAUCCUGAGUUCCCUGCUGUAUGUCCCUUUAAUAAGAAGAGAACCUGCAACAAUGGAGGACUGCAGUUUAAGGCUGAAACUGUUUGCUUCUCUGUGUGAUGUGAUGUGUGCCCCCCUUGGCAAUGGUACUCACUCCUGGGAAAAGACUUAAAGGGAUCCUUUAUUGACAUUACAACAUUACAAGGA